Messenger RNA from Cuscuta europaea, 1810 nucleotides. The record is from the annotation of a GenBank genome assembly. NCBI's taxonomy places the organism in Eukaryota, Viridiplantae, Streptophyta, Magnoliopsida, Solanales, Convolvulaceae.
UUUCAUUCUCCGUCUUUUAAAAGACCUUCCAAUUCCCUCUCUUCUCUCUGAUGUUUCAACUGUCUGUCCGUGUUCAACUCCCACAAAAACACAAAGGAAAAGAAUAGACCCGUAGAACGCCAAUAUAGAGAGAGAAAGGGCAGAAAGAAAGAAUUGACCAGUAAAUUUUCAAUCUUUAUACACCCAUUGGGUUUGAUUUUCCACAACGAUUUCAAAUUUCUCGACUGCGUAUUUGGCUAUAUUUAUUUUCUUAUUCCUCCCGGAAUUAAGAUCUUGCUCGACUUGAGUUUAAAUAUAUUUUUAAUUCCCAGAAGAGGGCGAUCGAUUUAAAUUUUUUGUUUUUUGUACGGUCGGAUUCAAGUUCAGGCUGUUGGAAUUGAUUUCACUUGUGCUGUGAGGAUGAAAAGGGGUUUAAGAUUAGUGAUGCCGACCCUUAGAGUAGGUUUGUGAUGUAAUAUGCAAGUUGUGGUAAAAUUUGCGAAGAUAUACUCAGAUAUGUCGUUCUACAUCGGUCGCGAGGCUUCAAAGCUAUGGAAGAGAGUUUGUGCAGAAACUACAACAGAGAUCAACCUUCUUAUUGAGAGCUGGAAGUAUAUUCUUGGUGGUCUGAUUUGUCAGUACAUCCAUGGAAUUGCUGCUCGAGGAGUUCAUUACUUGCAUCGGCCAGGACCAACGCUUCAAGAUGCUGGAUUUUCCCUUCUCCCCGAACUUGGUCAGGACAGAGCUUACAUAAGCGAGACAGUUUUCACCUUCAUCUUUGUGUCUUUUUUCUUGUGGACAUUCCAUCCUUUCAUUUUCAAGAACAAAAAGAUUUACACUGUUCUGAUAUGGUGCAGGGUUCUUGCUUUCUUAGUUGCUUGUCAAUUCCUUAGGAUCAUUACUUUUUAUUCUACACAGCUUCCUGGACCAAAUUAUCAUUGUCGUGAGGGAUCAAAGCUUGCCAGGCUGCCUCGUCCUGAUAAUAUAUUUGAAGUUCUAUUAAUAGUUCCUCGGGGAGUGCUUUAUGGCUGUGGAGAUCUAAUAUUUUCAUCUCAUAUGAUAUUCUCCCUCGUCUUUGUGCGGACUUAUACUAAAUAUGGCUCACAAAGGUUUAUAAAGCAAUGUGCAUGGUUAGCUGUCAUCAUUCAAAGUUUCUUGAUUGUUGCAUCUCGCAAACAUUAUACCGUUGAUGUUGUUGUGGCAUGGUACACUGUCAAUUUGGUAGUGUUCUUUAUUGAGAAAACCCUUCCUGAAUUGCCUGAUCGAUCUGGAGCGUCGUUCUUGAUUCCUUUGUUCAAGGAUAAUAUUACUAAAGAUGAGAACGAGAAACUUUUGAAUGGAAGUUCUGGCGAUACCACAACAGAGAAGAGGCUAAGAACCCAAAUCAAUGGGAAGAUUGUCGAGAACGGGCACACAGUGCAUGUGGAAGCAGUGAUGAAUGGAUGAUAUGUAAGCUCAUGACAACGAAGCAGAUAUGGUUCUUUUAUGCCAACUUUUAGAUUCUCCCUGCUUGUGAACAGAUUCUAUCUGUUUGAUGAACGACUGGGCCAUUGUUCCAGCUCUCUGAUUAAUUUUUGGUAGUAGUUUAGGAUCUUUUUGCUGUCCCAUGGUUGAUUAAUUUAAAUGUAAACGCACACAAUUAUCUGAAAAAAAUGAAACGAUUUCUUUCAUUUGUUAAUGGAACUAUUAUUCAGUUCGUUUUGUACUUGUGUUCCUGCAGUUUUGUACAUCUGUUCAUAACUGACCUGUAAAGAACCAAUCUCAUUGAUCAUUUAAAAAGUGAAUGUUUGUAAUCAUUAAUGCUUAAACAUAGUCCUAAGAGCUAUAAUGC